Messenger RNA from Apis florea (little honeybee), 1780 nucleotides. It is a transcript of the gene RIOK1, whose product is annotated as RIO kinase 1. NCBI's taxonomy places the organism in Eukaryota, Metazoa, Arthropoda, Insecta, Hymenoptera, Apidae. The record is from RefSeq and is a predicted model, not a curated record. Gene Ontology annotation, molecular function: protein serine/threonine kinase activity; ATP binding.
AAUGCAACGUAAUUUAAUCUAUAGUUUAAAAAAAUAUGAUAUGUAUUUUUUAUAUAUUUGUUAAUCUUUAAAAUAAAGUAAAUAUAAAGAAUAAAAUUUUAUUAUGCAUGAAUAUAAUGAAGAAGAACAAUUCAAUGAAGCUGAUGAAACUGAGACAAAAUUAAAAAUGUGUGAAGAACAAUCAUUAUUUCAUUGUGAACUAUCUAAAAAUAUUCAUAAAUUAUAUAUUUCAAAUAAUGAAAAAGAGGAUGAUGACAAUGAUAAUUUAGAUAAUGACGAUUUUAGUUGGAAUGAAGAUCUUGUUCAAAAUGGAACUGCUUCAAAAAAUAUUAUCAAAAAUAUUCAAACUCAAAAUAUUAAUGCACAAAAUAUAUCUGAUAAAAUUACUAAUUAUCAACCAUUAGAUAAAUUAUUUCGUCGUUAUGCUAAUAAAAUUAAUAUUGAAAAAUAUGAAGGUCCUAUUUUACCAGGACAUGCAGCAAAUCUUCUUAUUGAAAAUGAUAAGCGUGUGGAAAAAGAUAGGUUUAGAACAAAAGACAAACAUGAUCGUGCAACUGUUGAACAAGUUUUAGAUCCUCGUACAAGAAUGAUACUAUUUAAACUUUUAAAUCAGGGUAUAAUUGCAGAAAUUAAUGGCUGUAUUUCAACUGGAAAAGAAGCUAAUGUUUAUCAUGCAAUAUCAAAAACAGGAAUAGAAUUUGCAAUAAAAAUAUAUAAAACAUCAAUUUUACAUUUUAAGGAUAGAGAUAAAUAUGUCACUGGAGAAUUUCGUUUUCGUCAUGGAUAUUGUCGUCAUAAUCCACGAAAGAUGGUACGAACAUGGGCAGAAGAAUUUAGAAAUUUAAUACGUCUUCAACAAGGAGAUGUAAAUGCUCCAAAACCAAUUUUACUACGUAGUCAUGUACUAUUAAUGGAUUUCAUAGGUACUAAUGGUUGGCCAUCAUCAAAAUUAAAAGAUGUUGUUUUAACUGCUUCUAAACUAAGAAAAUUAUAUAGAGAAUGUAUUGAAAUAAUGUGGAAACUAUAUAAUAAAUGUAAACUUGUUCAUGCUGAUUUAAGUGAAUAUAAUAUGUUAUAUCAUGAUGGAUCUAUUAUAAUAAUAGAUGUAUCACAAGCAGUUGAACAUGAUCAUCCUAUGGCACUUGAAUUUCUUAGAAAAGAUUGUACAAAUAUAACUGAAUUUUUUAAGAAAAAUGAAGUAGCUGUGAUGACUGUGAAGACAUUAUUUAAUUUUAUAACAGAUCCAACAAUAACUGAAGAGAAUAUGGAUAAGUGUUUAGAUAUAAUAUCAGAACAAAUAACACAGCAAAGUGAUCAAUGUAUUGAUCCUGAACAACAAAUAGAAGAACAAGUAUUUAAACAAAUUUAUAUUCCACAAAAUUUAAGUCAGGUGAUUGAUAUUGAGCGUGAUAUUAAACUUGCAAAAACUGGAAAAGGAGAUUUGAUAUAUAAAACUCUUGUUGGUUUAAAGUCAGAUUUAUCUGAACCUAUUGAUACUCCUGAAAUUCUUAAUGAAAGAUCUAAAAAAUUAAAUAAUAUAGAAGAAAAAGAUAAUUUAUCUGAAAAAAGUAGUAAUUCUGAAGAUAGUGAAAAAAAUAUACAAAAUGAAUCAAAGUUUGUUAAUUCAGCUCGACCUCGAUAUGAAAGUCCAGAUAGUAAAAAGGCACGAAAAAAAGCAGUAAAAGAACAACAGGCUGAAAAAAGAAAAACUAAAAUAAAAAAGCAUAUUAAAAAAAGAAAAGAAAAAGUAUUAAAAAAGAAAUAAUUUAAAUAUUAUUAG